Messenger RNA from Elaeis guineensis (African oil palm), 1242 nucleotides. The record is from RefSeq and is a predicted model, not a curated record. NCBI's taxonomy places the organism in Eukaryota, Viridiplantae, Streptophyta, Magnoliopsida, Arecales, Arecaceae.
CUUGUUUUGCAGCAGCGCGGAUGCUUGCAUGGAGGGUUGGCUCGGCACCCACGGUGCUACCAGGGCAAAAUGGAACUCAUGAAGCACGUUGCAGUACGCCCCAGUAUUCUCCUCCAGUGCUUUCACCUCAGGAAUUACUCUUGAAUCGUGAUGAAAAAUUUGGAACCUGAACUUCCGAGUACAAGCCGCAAGCCCGCACGCUUUGCCUGCAAAUGAGCGGCAGAAAUGGCCGGUCCACCAUUACUUCUUCCCUCUUCUAAGCCCUAACCCUAAUUCCCUGCUCUCCUCCUCCGGAGAAGAUGAGCUUUCUCCUUAGAUCUGGCCACCGUCUCCUCUCCUCCAAACCCUCGAGCUCGAUCCCUAUUCUCCGACGCUUCUCCCUCCCGGCGAAGGAGGACGCCGACGGAGGGGAGCCGGUGUUCGACAAGUGGAAGCUCCCUGCUGACUACGACCCCUCCAACUUCGACCCGGCGACCGCCCGGAGCCCCCCCUCCGACCGUGUCUGGCGCCUCGUGGACGAGGUCUCCACCCUCACCCUUGCUGAUGUCGCAGAGCUCUCCUCCAUCCUCGUUCGGAAGAUAGGCCUGAAGAACGCGCCGGUCAUAGGCGUAAUGAACGCCGGCGCCGGCGGGACCGGGCCCGCCGGCGGGACCGUGGGGGCUCCGGGGAAGGAGGAGAAGAAGCAAGAAAAGACGGUGUUCGAGUUGAGGCUGGACUCGUUCGACGCGGCCGCUAAGAUCAAGGUGAUAAAGGAGGUGAGAGGGUUCACGGAUUUGGGGCUGAAGGAGGCUAAGGACUUGGUGGAGAAGACGCCGACCAUUAUCAAGAGAGGCGUCUUGAAGGAGGACGGGGAGCAGAUCAUUGAGAAGAUGAAGGCCGUUGGAGCAAAGGUCGUUAUGGAGUGAUGAACAAAUAGAGGUAUUCUUGAUGGGAGGUUGAGCAAAAGGUAGGCUUUGGGCGCAAAGAAGAUGAACUCUGCUAUAUGUUUCUUGCGCCUAUGUUUGUUGCUUUGAACGCCAAGAUGUUGGUGGUGGAUUGACAAAGAAUUUUGUAAGGGAAUGCUUAUAUUAUUCUUCAAUCUUUUGCAUGCAGGAGAGCAAUUCUUGGCUCGGUCGGUCAUGACUGUGCUCUCUCAACUGUCCCAUUGAUGAUAUAAUUCUCGUUUAUUUAGCGAAAAGCAAAUGAAUCAAGGAGUUGCUUGUGGAUCAAACUUUGAUCCACAGGCUUACGGCACAUUUUAGA